This is a messenger RNA of Pogonomyrmex barbatus (red harvester ant), 2542 nucleotides long. RefSeq names its product cyclin-dependent kinase 5 (gene Cdk5). The record is from RefSeq and is a predicted model, not a curated record. Lineage: Eukaryota; Metazoa; Arthropoda; Insecta; Hymenoptera; Formicidae. Gene Ontology annotation, molecular function: cyclin-dependent protein serine/threonine kinase activity; ATP binding. Gene Ontology annotation, cellular component: nucleus; cytoplasm. Gene Ontology annotation, biological process: protein phosphorylation; synaptic vesicle transport; axonogenesis.
AUGAAAUUGCAAGCUGGGCCGAAUACACUGCAACGGGACGAAUACGGACCACUAGGAUUGACGGAUUUCUUGGCAAGACCUUGGGAAGAUCGAAAGACGAACCAGGACACGAAGCGAAACUUGGAUCAGAUCGGCGGUGGACAUCUCGUGAGAAAUGCUGACAAGCAAUUGAAACGUUUAUUAGAUGGCGAAGAGGGUCGCUUGACUCAAUAUUUAGAUUCCGUCAAUGACGAGCAAAUACUCGACGCGAGCCCCGAGGAGGGACUUUUGGCCGAUCGAUUUCGUAAUGGAAUUCUUUUUAAUUCUUCCAUCAAUCCUACGGCGUUCGUGAAUGCAAUGAAUCCCAAGCUAAAUGCCGGUCAAACAAAUAAUAAAUUAUUCAUGAAUCAACUUACCGAUGACAUUCCGUACAAUGCAGAUAGACGAAUUGCUAGAACUCUAGAUCAGAUCGGUGGUGGGCAUCUGUUGAGAAAUUUGGACCAGAUCGGUGGCGGACAUUUGGUGAGAAAUCUAGAUCAGAUCGGUGGCGGACAUUUGGUGAGAAAUCUAGAUCAGAUCGGUGGCGGACAUUUGGUGAGAAAUCUAGAUCAGAUCGGUGGCGGACAUUUGGUGAGAAAUCUAGAUCAGAUCGGUGGCGGACAUUUGGUGAGAAAUCUAGAUCAGAUCGGCGGUGGAAAUCUGGUUAGAGGUAUCAAUUAUCUGAACGCAGAAAUGAAAGAGCGCGAUGCUCAACCUGUGAGUGCUUCGGAGAAACUACAUUUUAUGCGAAAUCUGAAUCAGAUCGGAGGUGGAAAUCUUGUGAGACACUUGGAUCAGAUCGGAGGCGGAAACCUCUUGCGAAACUUAGAUCAGAUUGGCGGCGCAAAUCUCGUGAGAAGCUUGACGGCGCAACGGGCGGAAAGAGCGGAUCUCAGCGAUAACUUCGCGAAAUGCGGUGACUUUCGUCCCGUUGGUAGCGCCCGGCGGCGAGAUCUCAGGUUGGCGGCACUGUGCUGUCAGAGUGCAUUCGAGUGUCCGUCGGGCAGCGAGCGCGCAGUGGAGAAGGUGAGAGCUGUUCGCGGGACCAGAGUCGCGGGAGACGAACGUCAUCCGGUGCGACGCGCCGCGCCUCCCCCCUUUCCUCUUCCUCCCUCGCCGCGGUGUGCGUCGCGCGACUUCCUCCUCCUCCUUCUCCUCCUUCUCCUUCUCCCCCUCCUCGUUCAUUCUGUCAACACAACGUCGAAGACCGCGCUGUACGCUACUAAUCCUCUCCGAUUGGAAUUUCUUUUCUUUCCAGGCACUUAUGGCACCGUAUUCAAAGCCAAGAAUCGCGAGACACACGAAAUCGUCGCGCUGAAGCGGGUGCGACUGGAUGAUGACGAUGAAGGUGUACCGUCGUCAGCUCUACGGGAGAUCUGUCUUCUGAAGGAACUCAAGCAUAAAAAUAUAGUUCGUCUCUAUGACGUGCUGCACAGCGACAAGAAGCUCACCUUGGUGUUUGAGCACUGCGAUCAAGAUCUCAAGAAGUACUUCGACAGUCUGAAUGGCGAGAUUGAUUUGGAUGUCGUUAAAUCAUUCCUAUAUCAAUUGUUAAGAGGACUAGCUUUCUGUCACAGCCGAAAUGUUCUGCACAGAGAUCUCAAACCACAGAACUUACUCAUCAAUAAGAACGGGGAACUGAAGCUCGCAGAUUUUGGAUUAGCAAGAGCAUUCGGUAUUCCUGUAAAAUGUUACUCGGCGGAAGUUGUUACAUUAUGGUACCGUCCCCCAGAUGUUCUUUUCGGAGCGAAAUUAUAUACAACGUCCAUUGACAUGUGGAGCGCGGGAUGUAUAUUUGCCGAAUUAGCGAAUGCCGGCAGACCGCUCUUUCCCGGAUCGGAUGUAGAUGAUCAAUUGAAAAGAAUAUUCAAAAUGCUGGGUACACCAACCGAGGAGACAUGGCCAGAUCUAACGACACUUCCUGACUACAAACCAUUCCCACAAUACCAUCCCACACAAGGACUAGCGCAGGUUACACCUAAACUCACUUCAAGAGGCAAAGACUUACUCCAGAGAUUAUUAGUGUGUAAUCCGGCCCUACGAUUGUCGGCGGAGGAAGCGAUGACACAUCCGUACUUCAACGACUUGAACCCUGCCAUAAAAAACGACCGAUGCCAAUAGCGAGUCAUUCCUCUUAGCUUAAACCGACCGAAAGCAUGCCAUGGCGCGUACGAAGCGCAGCGAUCAAAAAGUGGAAAAGAAAACGCUUUGGCAAUGAUCAUUUGUUAAUAUAUAUAUAAAAUGAAUUUGGAUGAUCACCCCGCGAGAAGAAGACACCGACUAGUCCUGUCGUUUUACAAUGAUGACAAGGAAGAAUCGAUAAAUCGUUAAUUUUACUAGCUGACGGCAACUUCUUCGUAUCGAAAGUAAAAAUUCUACGGUCGACGGAAAGGAAAGAUGCGACAGUUAAUUCGCUAUCCAAGUCGCGACUGACGAAUAUGAGAAUUUUAUGCGAGUUUGAGUAGCAUAUUAAGCGCAAUUUAUUUAUUAUUAAAUAAUUAUAUCAAUAAAUCGAUAUCUUAAA